AUGUCGGGUAAAAAAAUCAAAGCGCUUUUCGGCCGUUCCAUAGAAUUCAUUUCGCCCAUAGCGAACGUGUUGCCUUUUCCCGGUGUACCGGAACUAUUCUCUGUUAUUGAUCGAAUUGUUGUGCUCGUCGACACCGCAAGAUGUAAUAAAGAAACAUUGCCUUACAUUAAGGAGUAUAUGUUGGAGGUGAAGCAGACAAUCGAUGACAACAAAGAUAUAAUAAACGAUGAAGAUACUCCAAGUUUGAUGAAGGCGCUGAAAAACUGGGAAAGGUUUUUGCUUAAAUAUACCCGGCCUAAAAUGAAAACACUAUUGGCUAUCAUUAAUGCUGAUCAGAUAGAUCGAAAGAUUGGCGGCCUAUUUGCCGACCUGGACAGAGCCCUAAAUGCUGCUAAUCUAAGGGUAAACUUGGAAAACAAUAAACGUCUUAAGGAGAUAUCUGGAACCGUGGAGAAGGUGGAUGAACACAUAUAUAAUUUGGGUAAUAAGGUGGAUGCUUUGCAAAUUAAUGUGCAAGACGCUGUGAAGGACGCUGUGAAGGGCGCUAUGAAGGACACUAUGAACGAUGUGACAGCGAAAGUCAAAGAUUCUUUCUUAACUACUGCAGUUAUUCUUGGCGCUCGUUUAUCAAAGGAACAAAUAGACGGAUUAAAGAUUGAACCAGAACUUGUCAGUCCCGAUCAACCUCAUGGCGAUGGUCGUAUAAAAGUUAGAUAUUGUCUUGGUCUUUAUGCUGAAAAAAUUAAAAUUGCAAAGGUGGACGACAAUAUUGAUAAGUACUGGGUACAGGCCUUCAUUAGCUCCAAAUUGGAUAAGGAAUUAUUCAUGAAAAUCUACGGCAUUUUACUCGACGGAGGAUUUUAUUACAUGAUUACAGAGUGGCCAGAAAAGGGAACGCUCUACCAAUACCUUAAGGAACACAAAAAUAUUCCGUGGACACAAAAGAUAAAAUGGGCAUCGCAUUUAGCAAGAGCGCUUGCCGUUUGCCACGUUAAACACAUUCUGCACCAUGACAUUCGCAGUCAUAAUGUGGUCGUAGAUGAAAACGACAGUGUCAAAUUAGCAAACUAUCAUCUUGCCAGAGGAAUGGAAGACAAGACGACUUCAGUUGGUGGAGUGACUGAUAGCGUCAGAUGGUUAUGCCCUGAAAAAGUGAGGGAAGGCACGCUUCCUUAUUCUAAGUCAGCCGAUGUAUACAGCUUUGGCAUGCUUAUGUGGGAAAUAAGUUCUCACGAUGUUCCUUUCUCAGAAAAAAACAUUAACGAAGUAUAUGCCUCAAUAAAAAAUUCAGAUGAGCGGAAUGCUCCGCGCCCACCAAUAGUUCCCGGUACACCAGGAAAAUACGCAAAGAUUAUGCAGAGAUGUUGGAGACAGAUUCCCGGAGAUCGUCCGACAAUGCAAUCUGUCGUACGAAAGUUAGAAAAACUAGAAAAUGUGUACGAUUCGCCAGGGUAUGCUACCGAUGAUGCAGUCUCUAGUAGCGUUACUGAAUAUGAUUCAUGCGCUCCUACACACCCAAGCGUAACGAUUGAUUCAGCGAUCAAGUUACACACUCGAAAACGUUUCGGGGAAGCCUUCAAUCAAUUCAAGAUACUGGCUGAUCAGGCUGAACCAAGCGCUGAAGCAAACUUUUAUGUUGGCCGAUAUCUUCUCGACCCUAAAAUACAGCUCAAUAGUAGGGAAGAUCCGAAUGUAGGAGUAAGCUAUUUGGAAGCGGCAGAAGAGUUGGGAUGCAAUAGGGCAGCUCAAUUCCGCGCUCAAGAGAAGAUGGCAGCCGCCGCAGCAAUACGAAAACGAUUACUGGCUGCGGGUGACGAUGUAAAUGCCGGAAUAAUUAUGGACAGAAUGAAGACCGAGUGUUUAGCCGAGUUUCGUGAUAGUGCAAAACGCGGUGACCUACGCUGUAUGAAAGAUCUCGCUGAUUAUGGAGCAAAGUUGGGUGAUGAAGAGAGUUUUAAAGAAGGUCGAACUAUGUUGCGCAAUGUAAUUAACAACUCGAAAGAUGACAGAGAAAGAGCGAAAGCACGAGAUUUUUUGACGAAGUUGCAAGUACAUAAUGAUAAGUUCUUAAAUUAA
Molecule: messenger RNA, 2076 nt
Organism: Paraglomus occultum
Lineage: Eukaryota; Fungi; Glomeromycota; Glomeromycetes; Paraglomerales; Paraglomeraceae
Source: the annotation of a GenBank genome assembly